Pogonomyrmex barbatus (red harvester ant) is the source of this 1930-nucleotide messenger RNA. RefSeq names its product cuticular protein 16 (gene CPR16). Gene Ontology annotation, molecular function: structural constituent of chitin-based larval cuticle. Gene Ontology annotation, cellular component: chitin-based extracellular matrix. NCBI's taxonomy places the organism in Eukaryota, Metazoa, Arthropoda, Insecta, Hymenoptera, Formicidae. The record is from RefSeq and is a predicted model, not a curated record.
AUAUAAGAGGAUGCGACCGAGAGCUUACACUCUCACACCCGUUAGCCGACUCUCACCGGGAUUAUCCUAGGCGAGUGAAAAAAAAAAAAGAAAGAAAAGCCGCGAUCGAGGGGCCCGAUCCGCUAACCACGAUCGAGCGACGGUUCAUCGGCGGCCUGAUCCAACCGAGGACGAUCAUGAUACUCACGAUUUUAUGUAGCCUCGUCAUCGGACGAGCCAUCGCUUCGCCGCUCGCCAAUGUUUGGCUGAGUCCGAUACCGGCUCUUUCGCCGUUAAGGCAAUACCACAUACAAGACGGAUCGGGAUCUUAUCAAUAUUCCUUUACUGGACCCCAUCAUGCCAAAGCGGAGUCCACCUUGAACGGUAUUACGCAGGGUGGAUAUUCCUACAUCGAUGCAAAUGGAAUUUUGCAAACGGUCUCGUACACCGCGGACGAUAAGAACGGAUUUAGGGUCAGCGCGAGCAAUCUACCGCAAUCGCCUAAGGAUGAGCUGCAAACUAUACAGGACACGCCGGAAGUGGCCGCGGCAAAGCGAAAUCAUCUCGAGGAGUUGCAAAACUCUCAUCAGGCCAAUUGGCAGGAUCAGAAUCUGCUGUCGUACAAAAUCGUGCCGUCGUACUUCAGUUUUGCUCAAAUCCAGCCGGACGAGAACAGCAAAACCGAACCAAAUUUGAAAACGCGAGAAAUAGAAGAUACUCAAAAUCCGUUCCUACUGUCAAAGUCAGAGGCAGAGAAAAUCAACGUUCCCAAGCCAGAUCCGAGUCUCUCGAAGGUAUCGCAUGUGCCUUCGAGCACCAGCACCGCCACCACCAUCGCUUCGUCGUUACCUACCCCAACGUCAUUAAGGGAGAACACGCUUCUUCCUAAGAACGACGAACGGACGACAUCUCGGAGUGGCUUGCAGCUGGGGAAGCUGGUGUCCCUCGGCAACAUCCAGAAACGGUUAGCCGUGCCCGCACCCUACGUAUUUCCAGUGUUGCCUUACAGAUUCCUUCACAGCUCGCUGCAUCACACUCAGGACUCCCUGGGCCAAUACGAUUAUAGUUACACCGGAGACUCGAGCGCGAAAACCGAAUCCAGGUCGCUCGACGGUACCACCAGGGGAGCCUACAGUUACAUCGACCCCAACGGGAUUCUUCAGCAGGUGCAUUACAUCGCCGAUCACAAUGGAUUCAGAGUCUUGGCAACUAAUCUGCCCGAGGCGAAGUGAUAAUCAUGUCGGUGCCGUAGAAAACGUCCCGUGGGACAUAAAAGCGUUCGUCUUCGAAGCGCGAUGUCACGUAUGAGAUAUCAAACAUUAAUACCGUACGCAAUUUCCUUUUCGGAACUUUGAAUUUACCAAACGGUGAAUUCUAAUCUCGCAAAAAAAAAAUAAAUAAAUAAUAAAGUAAACCUUUGAAUAAUCCUGCAAAAAAAAGAAAUAUAUUUUUGUAAAUUUUAAUCAAGAAAACACAUUUUAAUCAAAAGAAAAGUGAGAAGAUAAAUUAGAUUCAUGUACCUUGUAUAUUUAUUUAAUAGAUCUUGAAUAUUUUUAUUAAAAAUCAUAACGGAAAUAUGAUCUAUUUUUCAGAAAAUUUACGUUUAAACGAAUUGUCUCGCGCAAUAAAUAUCGGUGUCGGGAAUUUGAGGAAAUGUUACGCGAAUGCUUCUCGAGUUUGUUCAAUGAUUAUUUUCGUGGAAACGCGAAAGAACGGACUUGAUUCGUAUUCGAGUAUCCUCCUAAAACUAACUUUAUUUUUUUUUGUAAUGUUAAGCUUAUUUCACGAUCGCGAUCGCGACCAAAUAAAUUAUUUCACGUUCCGUUCUAAACAUUCUACUUCCAUUAUCUUUAGCACGAUCGAAAGACGUUAAUGACGUCAUGUUUUCAAGAUUGUUAAUAGAUUGCACUUGAUUAUAUUACAUAAAUACAGAUGAAAAAUGCAAUCUCUA